This is a messenger RNA of Erythranthe guttata (spotted monkey flower), 1662 nucleotides long. Lineage: Eukaryota; Viridiplantae; Streptophyta; Magnoliopsida; Lamiales; Phrymaceae. The record is from RefSeq and is a predicted model, not a curated record.
AUGCCUUGCCCUGUUGAACUGAAGGAAGCGGGAAAGAAGAUUGCCGAGAAUUGUGAAGGUCUUCCUCUUACAAUCGUCAAAGUUGCUAAUCUCCUGUUCAAAGCUGACAAGACGACAGAGUACUGGAAUGAGGUAGCUGCUAAAAAACAACAUUCGGUUUUCUUGAAUGCAUAUGCGGAAAUGUUGGAGGUACUACUUCCAAGCUACUACUACUUACCUCAACAUUUAAAAGCAUUUUUUCUAUAUAUGGGAAUUCUCCCUCAGAAUUAUGGGAUCCCACUUUCCAAGCUCAUCAACUUAUGGAAGGCUGAGGGAUUUCUCGAACCAAAUCCGUUGACAGAUUUUGAACAAUUUGUUAAGAAAUGCUUGGAUGAGCUUAUUUCAAGAAAUGUUGUUAUUUUUCGCCGGAAGAUGUACUUCUUCGGUUCGUACUCAACGAGUGCCAAAAUUGAAAAGUACUAUCUAAAUUCUGCGUUCUUGUAUAUGUGUGUCAAAGAAGCUGGGAGAAGUAAGUUUUAUCAGGUCUUGAAUAGUUAUACUGAAGAUGCGGAGGAAGGUAUGAAAAGCCAACGCAGAUUGUGCAUCCACAAUAACGUAUUGUUCGCCAUCGAAGAUGCGUACAACUCAAUUGCAUCCGUUUCAACUGUACGGUCUCUGUUAUGUACCGGUCCGUAUCAUCAAUAUGCGGUACCGAUAUGUUUGGAGUAUUUGAGGUUGCUCAGGGUACUCGAUGCUCUUACAAUCCGUUUCUACAAGUUCCCAAUUGAAGUAUUGAUCAAGCUAAUUCAACUAAGGUACCUUGCCUUAACUUAUGAUGAGAAUCUCCCGGCUUCCAUAUCCAAACUUUGGAACCUUCAAUUUUUUAUUAUCCGUCAACAUCUAAGCAUUGUAAAAUCUCCCGAAAAUUCGUCGUAUUUGCCUAUGGAGAUAUGGGAUAUGAAACAAUUGGAGCAUCUUGAAAUCAUGGGUAAUGACCUACCAAAUCCUAAUUGUGAAGAAGAAUCUCUCUUACCAAACCUCUUAACACUCUUAGAUGUGAGUCCUAAAAGUUGCACCAAGAGUGUUUUUAAAAGGCUCCCAAAUCUCAAGAAAUUGGGAAUUCGAAUUGAAUCGGAGAGCAACGCAGACGAACUAUUGAGUUGCUUCGAUUAUAUUUCCCAUCUCAACGGACUCGAAACGCUCAAAUGUACUAUCGAGAAUCCAGUUUUCACAUCCGGGGUUGUUGUGGGUGCUCGACUUCCGAUUUUUUUCCCAAAAUGUCUUAAAAAGCUGUGUUUGAGUGGGCUUGGGUAUCCAUGGGAAGAGAUGACCAAGAUUGGUUCAUUGCCAAAUCUUCGAGUGCUAAAAUUGCAUUGCAACGCCUUUCGAGGCCCGAAAUGGGAGACACGUGGCGGGGAAUUUCCGAGCCUUGAGUAUCUCUUAAUCGAAGACAGUGAUCUUGCUGUCUGGACAAUCGGAGACAACAGCUUCAACUUGCUUGGGCACCUAAACAUCAGACACUGCUACAAGUUGAAAGAGAUUCAAGGGAAUUAUUUGAACUGCAUUAGAAAGAUUGAAGUGGUUGACUGCAACCCGUUAGCUGCAUAUUAUGCACGGCAAAUUUUGUUUGUUGGUAUCGAUGUACGCUCGUCGUGGGAAGAAGAUGACAAGAUCAAUGCUUGA